Messenger RNA from Athene cunicularia (burrowing owl), 1866 nucleotides. It is a transcript of the gene MAPK15, whose product is annotated as mitogen-activated protein kinase 15. Gene Ontology annotation, molecular function: ATP binding; protein serine/threonine kinase activity. Gene Ontology annotation, cellular component: cytoplasm; nucleus. The transcript is spliced from 13 exons. The record is from RefSeq and is a predicted model, not a curated record. The coding region runs from base 113 to 1609 and encodes 498 amino acids. Lineage: Eukaryota; Metazoa; Chordata; Aves; Strigiformes; Strigidae. Gene Ontology annotation, biological process: protein phosphorylation; intracellular signal transduction.
UGGCAUUGUAUGGAAAGCAGUUGAUCGCAGGACAGGAGAAAUAGUUGCUGUUAAAAAGAUUUUUGAUGCUUUCAGGAACAGAACAGAUGCUCAGAGAACAUUUCGAGAGAUUAUGUUCCUGCAGGAAUUUGGAGAACAUCCAAAUAUCAUCAAGUUGCUUGAUGUUAUCCGAGCUCAGAAUGACAAGGACAUCUACCUCAUCUUUGAGUCCAUGGAGACAGAUUUACAUGCUGUGAUUAAGAAGGGGAAUUUACUGAAAGAUAUCCACAAGUGUUACAUUCUCUACCAACUCCUGAAGGCAACUAAAUUCAUCCACUCAGGAAAUGUUAUUCACAGAGACCAGAAGCCUUCAAAUAUCUUGCUGGAUGCAGACUGCUUUGUAAAACUUUGUGAUUUUGGGCUGGCCCGUUCUUUGUGUCAGGUGAAUGAGGAUCAAGGCAACCCUGCUCUAACAGAGUAUGUGGCAACACGCUGGUACCGAGCCCCUGAGAUCUUACUUUCCUCUCAGAGUUACACUAAAGGUGUAGAUAUGUGGAGCAUUGGCUGUAUUCUGGGAGAGCUGCUACUUGGGAAACCUCUUUUUCCUGGAACAUCAACAGUGAAUCAAAUGGAGCAGAUCUUGAGGGUCAUUCCUGCCCCAUCCCCAGAAGAUAUUUUGGCUGUGCAGUCAGAUUACAGGGCCUCAGUUAUUCACCGCAUGAGUUCCCGGCAGCGAGUAACAUUUGAGGAGAUACUGCCAUCCUCUACUCCAUUGCCUGCCUUGGAUCUUCUGAAGAAACUUUUAGUAUUUAACCCUAAUAAACGACUCACAGCAGAGGAGGCUCUGCAGCAUCCUUAUGUGAAAAGGUUUCACUGUCCUGCCAGGGAGCCCUCUCUGGAUUAUGAUGUGAUUCUUCCUUUAGGUGAUGAUAUCCAGCUGUCUGUGGCGGAAUAUCGAAAUAAAUUAUAUGAGAUGAUCCUGGAAAAGAAAUUAAAUAGUCACCCAAAGGAGCAAGUGCGGAGAGAAAACAUUCCACUAAGUCAGUCUGAAUCCAGGCCGCUUCUUCCAAAUUCCAGUUCUGUGACUUUACCUACCAGGAAAGGCCAGAGGGAACCAGCACCACCUCUUCUAAAAACUUCACAUGUGCAUGCUGGAAGCACAACGAGUGUCCUGCCAGAAGCAUCCAGCCAGGAAGGUUUUGCAAGAACUUUAUGGCCGAGAUCGAAGAUCAGUGUGAUAUACAACCCUAUAACACACACUGCUGUUCAAAGUAAUGCAAACUGUGGUGCUGUGAUCAGGAACUGUUCUGCACCACCUUCUCAACAGGCCAGAAUCUCCAACAAUAGGAAUCUGGGGAGACAGUUCACAUGGGCAAGUGCAAAUGCUCAGCUACCUCCUACAAGUGUACAGAACCUUUAUAAUAAUCCAAGGAAUACUCAGUUUCACAGCAAAGAUGUACGUCCCCUUCUGAAGUCCAGCAAAAAGAUGUUCCAGAUUACUGCAAACAUGGGAGCUGCUGGGGAUCCGAAAGCAUGGAUGGGCAGUUACUCCCAGGCCUAUGGAACCAUAUGUAAAUCUGCACUGCAGAGUCUUCCAAUAUCCAAGUCCUCCCAGCAACACGAGCAGUGAAUAUGGGGGUGUCCUAACCAGGUGACAUACAGCUCAUCUCACCAGUGCCCUACCUGAGCAGUAACAGCAACUGAGAGCAAAAUGCAACGGGCAUUUGAUGGUUACUCCAGCUGAAGUGAAAUGUUUUAUUCAUUGCACAAAACAAUGUGCUGCUUUCUUCUGGACAAACCAACAGGAAAGAGAAUCUAAUCCCUUCGCCUUUCAGUCCUACCAGACAGGAAAGCAAUUUUCCAAGAGAUGCUAUUGCUGAAACACCA